Messenger RNA from Diospyros lotus (date-plum), 1873 nucleotides. Its product is annotated as ETHYLENE INSENSITIVE 3-like 1 protein. Lineage: Eukaryota; Viridiplantae; Streptophyta; Magnoliopsida; Ericales; Ebenaceae. The transcript has a single exon. Gene Ontology annotation, molecular function: DNA binding; DNA-binding transcription factor activity. Bases 5 to 1873 code for a protein of 622 amino acids. The record is from RefSeq and is a predicted model, not a curated record. Gene Ontology annotation, cellular component: nucleus.
CUGCAUGAUGGAAGUACUUGACGAUAUGGAAUUGCUUGACCUAGAUUUCUUUCCCGUCCUCCUCUCUGACGAAGACAUGCCUCAUGAUGAAGCAGAACUAGCAGCGGGUGGUGACUGCAGCGAUGAAGACAUUGAAAUAGACGAGCUUCGGAGGAGGAUGUGGAAGGAUAGGAUGAAACUGAAGCGGCUCAAGGAGCGUAAGAAAGACAAUGAAGUUGUUGAUGGUGCCAAGCAACAACUGGCCGAGGAACAAGCAAGAAAGAAGAAGAUGUCGAGGGCCCAAGGUCAAAUCCUGAAGUACAUGCUGAAGUUGAUGGAAGUUUGUAAAGCGCAAGGGUUCAUUUACGGGAUUGUUCCGGAGAGCGGGAAGCCAGUGAGUGGAGCUUCUGACAAUCUUCGGGAGUGGUGGAAGGAAAAAGUGAGGUUUCAUCGCAAUGGCCCUGCUGCAAUAUCAAAAUUCCAAGCAGAGAAUGGAAUCAUCGGGAAGAACGAGGGCUUGAAAUUUGGUAGUCCUGCCUCUCACAGUUUGAUGGAGCUUCAAGACACAACUCUUGGUUCUCUGCUCUCGGCUCUGAUGCAGAAUUGUAACCCCCCGCAGAGGCGUUUCCCGUUGGAGAGAGGUGUUCCGCCGCCUUGGUGGCCCACUGGGAAGGAGGAGUGGUGGUUGGAACUGGAAUUGCCGGCAGAGCAUAAAGGCCCCCCGCCUUAUAAGAAGCCACAUGAUUUGAAGAAGGCGUGGAAGGUGGGUGUUCUGACCGCGGUCAUCAGGCAUAUUUCCCCUGACAUUGCUAAGAUCCGAAGGCUUGUGAGGCAAUCUAAGUGCUUGCAAGAGAAGAUGACGGCCAAAGAGAGUAUCACCUGGCUUGCCAUUAUCAAUCAAGAGGAAGCUUUGGCCCGAGAGGCAUACCCUGGCUUGUACCCCCCUUUGUCAUUCGGCGAUGUUGGCGGGUCUUUGGUUUUUAGCGAUUGUAGUGAGUUUGACGUCGAUGAUGAUGAUGAUGAUGAUGGGUCUGAUGAAGAAUCAACCUUUGAUGUCCAGCAGCUGAAGCCCAGCGGCAUUGGAUUGCUGGAGUACUUAAACAAAGGUAAAGAGAAAAAGAAAAGGAGAGGUGUGUUGCCGGUUCAGAAGCGAUUCCAUCCAAUCAAGAAUGGGAUCACCACCAACUCAGAUUCUGCCAGGAAGAGGAAGCCAAGCGGUGAUCUGAAUCCUCAUGUGGAUCCGAAACAGGUCUACACAUGUGAGUUCCCUCAAUGUCCUCGCAGUCAACUUUGCAGUAGCUUCCAUAACCAGACCUUGAGAGACGUUCAUCAGUUGACUUGCCCGUAUGGACGCAAGCCUUCAAACUUUGUGCCGCCAAACCAACCAAUUUCCUACUCCCCGCCUCUUGUCCGGCCCCAGCCAGCUCCUCCUCUGCCAGUUCACUCCGUGCAGCAGCCUGCCUUUGAUCUAUCAGGACUUGGUCUUACAAAAAAUGCCCAGAAACUGAUCAAUGACCUUUUAGGCUCCUAUGAUGAAAAUUAUGCAGGAAACAACUCAGUUAUCAAGGAUCAGCAGGUUGUUCUUCCCCUGCCCAACAUCACAUUUAACAACUACUUCCAUGGCCAGGGGGCUGUGAUGGGCAGCAACAGUGUGUUCGAACAAGCUAAUACUGGGCAUGGGCUUCCUACUCAGGUGCUUCCCCAGCAGCAAGGUGGCUUCGAGGCGCAGUACAAUGUUCUGAAUCCCCCAUUUGAGGCCGACACCUAUGACAACUUAAGCAUUAUGCUGGGAUCUCCAUUCAAUCUUGCACCAGUUGACUUCUCUGUGGACUUGCCAGGAGCAGGAACGGCAAGCGAUGAACUCUCCAAGCCAGAUGGCUCAUUUUGGUACUAG